AUGGAAGGGGGACAGCCACAUCCCGACACUCUGGUUGGACAUGACACGGCCGCAUCCAAACGCUCGCGAGCUGAUUCAGGGAGCUCCACCUCUGUCGAAUCCGUUUGUUCGGUUCGCACUGUAACAUUGGAAGAUCUCGAAUAUGUACACGAGAAUGGCCGCACUUAUGGCAAUGAAACCUACUUCAACCCAUGUGUUUUUGGUAGCGACUUGAAAGAGCAAGACCGAUUGUUCUUUCAACACCAGAUAUUCGUACAUGCCUUGCAAGGGCGAUUGACGACCACGAGGCUGUUGCCUUCGGCCCGGAGGAUACUGGAUCUUGGUACGGGACCGGGGCAUUGGGCUGUGGCAAUGGCGCAGACACAUCCACAGGCGGCAGUCGUUGGCAUCGACCUGACGCAGUGGGACCUCGACACGACAGAAGCCACUAUGGGUAGCGCCGAUGUGACUUGGGAACUGGACGAUCUCGACAUCUGGGGCACCGAUGCACAUGCAGAGGAUCUGGCGAUGACGCUCUCCCACUUCGACUUUUUCCGCGACAUGACGAACCGGAUACCCUUGCCUUCUCCACCAAAAUCACCAGAAAGGAUUGAGUUCAACGAAUCCAUGACACACCCCUCGACUUCGAUCGAGUCGCUUGCCAUGGACCCCUACCAUGUGCACUCGCGACGAGAACCUGGGUGGCACUUCAGCGAGCCGUACGAGAUGAUACAUCUCCGGAACAUGAAGGGCGCGUUUUCACACUGGGAGGAAGUGUACGCGGAAAUCCACAAGAGCCUAUCGCCAGGCGGGUGGAUUGAAGUCGCCGACUGGGACAUGGGAGCCGUGCCUAUGGAGCACGCAACAUCCGACUCAUCCCUCUUUCCCGUACCCACGUUGCGCAAGCUCUACGCAUCCAUGAUGGAAGCGUCGUUCAAAUCCGGACGUCCGCUCGGCCUGUUCUACAUGCACCCCUCCUACCUCGAGGAAGCAGGCUUCACGGACAUCAAGACGACCCACGUCAACGUUCCCCUGGGGCAGUGGGCGGCAGACGAAGAGCAGAAGAGGGUGGGCAAGCUGAUGCUGGUUGUCGUCAUGGAAGGGUUUGAGGCCAGUCUGCUACGACUGCUGACCAAAUACGGGGACAAAGAACGGGUUUGGAGCGCUGAGGAGGUCAGGGCGGAUAUAGCGCGUGCGCAGCAAGAGAUUGUAGAGUGGGUGGAGAGGUCGGAGCGAGGCGAGGCGGAAGGGUGGUGUGCCAGUUUCAAGUGGAUCACGGGGAGGAAGAGCUGGGAUACGGAUUGA
Ascochyta rabiei is the source of this 1284-nucleotide messenger RNA. RefSeq lists its product as uncharacterized. NCBI's taxonomy places the organism in Eukaryota, Fungi, Ascomycota, Dothideomycetes, Pleosporales, Didymellaceae. The record is from RefSeq and is a predicted model, not a curated record. Gene Ontology annotation, molecular function: methyltransferase activity. The coding region runs from base 1 to 1284 and encodes 427 amino acids. The transcript has 2 exons.